AUGAGAUCAGCUCCCCCUUUACAGAAACAUCGUCCGCGCGAGAAACGGGCGCGACCUUUCCUCCUCGCCGUGGCCAGGAUGCCCAUCGACGUGCUGGACACAGCCUGGAGCGUCGGCAGGAACCGCCCUAUUAACGCAGCCCACGUCCAGGAGCUGUUACACGCAUUCAGGAGCGGCGGGCUGGAACGGCGGGCGCCGGAGAACCGGAUCACCGUCCUCUGCAGCGCCGAGGCAGUCAGCCUUAUGCAGCAGGACGGUGGCGGCAUAGAGGGGGGCGAGAGGAGGACGACGGAGAGGACGACAACGAUGAUAACGACAGUCCUUGCGAGCUCCUCCUUUUACGCUGGGCCGAAGUGA
Messenger RNA from Colletotrichum aenigma, 357 nucleotides. RefSeq lists its product as uncharacterized. The coding region runs from base 1 to 357 and encodes 118 amino acids. The record is from RefSeq and is a predicted model, not a curated record. The transcript has a single exon. Lineage: Eukaryota; Fungi; Ascomycota; Sordariomycetes; Glomerellales; Glomerellaceae.